GUGGCGCUGUAGUUUCUAUUAGUAACUCGUUGUUGGCAUCGAGGACCUCUUUCACGUCUCCUUGUUUGUGCGUCUCAAGCAGCAAGGAGAAUGGAGAUAAAAAAAAAAAAAAACAUUUAGCUUCGCCCGUCUCGUCUCUCACAACACCCAGUAACGAAGAGGGUCACACGGGGAGAACAUAAAAAAAAAAAAACAAAACUUUCCCUUUAGCCUUCCUGUCACUUCCCUUUGUCCUAAGUAGUUACCUCAUCAAGUGACUACCGGCUAGCUCGGUCCUCUUCUUCCCAGGCUCGCCGGCUCGCCUCGGUACCCGCGUCCGCACGGAGAGUCACCGCGGUCGGGCUCCGGUGUAGCAAACCCCCUCCUCCGCCACCACACCCGCCGCGACCGAUUAGGAGGACGAAAACACCGCGCGGAUAUGGAAUGGUGCAUGCCGCUGGGUCAAGUGUGCUGCCGUUGAAUACAAGCGGAAUCAUGGACACGCAUCCACCGUGCACAAGACUUUGUCCACAUGCUCUGGACAAAGAGGAUGGUGUGGAGAGACAAGGUGCGGUCACGCUCAACCCUCGACACAUGAGGAAAGCUUUCAAAGUCAUGAAUGAACUGCGCAGUCAAAGCUUGUUGUGUGACGUCACCAUCGUAGCGGAGGACGUGGAGAUCUCCGCUCACCGUGUGGUGCUCGCCGCCGGCAGUCCGUACUUCCACGCCAUGUUCACAGGGGAGAUGGCCGAGAGCCGAGCCAAACGUGUGAGGAUCAAGGAGAUGGACGGGUGGACUCUGGGACUCCUGGUGGACUACAUCUACACUGCUGAGAUAAAAGUCACAGAGGAGAAUGUGCAGGCCCUGCUGCCAGCCGCGGGUCUGCUGCAGCUGAACGAGGUGAAGAAGGCGUGCUGCGACUUCCUGAGCUCUCAGCUGCACCCGUCCAACUGCUUGGGCAUCCGAGCCUUCGCUGACCUGCAUGCCUGCUCGCAACUACUCACGCAGGCCAACUGCUACGCAGAGCAACACUUUACCGAGGUGGUUGCCAGCGAGGAGUUCCUCAAUCUUGGCAUGGAGCAAGUUUCCAGCCUCAUCGCCAGUGACAAACUCACCAUUCCCACUGAGGAGAAGGUCUUUGAAUCGGUUAUCGCGUGGGUCAACCACGACAAAGAUGUGCGACAGGAGCACUUGGCCCACCUCAUGGAGCACGUGCGCCUGCCCCUGCUCACCAGAGAAUACCUGGUGCAGCGCGUGGAGGAGGAGUCCCUCAUCAAGAACAGCAGCGCAUGUAAGGACUACUUGAUCGAAGCCAUGAAGUACCACCUGCUGCCCGCUGACCAGCGAGCGCUCAUGAAGACGGCACGUACGCGCAUGCGGACCCCCGCCUGCUGCCCGAAGGUGAUGGUGGUGGUCGGCGGCCAGGCGCCCAAGGCCAUCCGCAGCGUUGAAUGUUACGACUUUGAGGAGCAGCGUUGGUACCAGGUGGCCGAGUUACCCACCCGCCGGUGCAGAGCCGGCGUGGUGUACGUGGGCACGUGCGUGUACGCCGUGGGGGGCUUCAAUGGUUCCCUGCGCGUGCGUACGGUGGAUUGUUAUGACCCCGCGAUGGACCGCUGGACCAGUGUCAGCAGCAUGCAAGACCGCCGAUCCACGCUCGGGGCCGCCGUGCUCAAUGGACUUUUGUACGCCGUCGGGGGCUUCGAUGGAAGCACGGGUUUGUCCACCGUUGAGGCGUACAACGCCAAGACGGAUGAGUGGUUCCACGUGUUGCCCAUGAGCACGCGACGUAGCAGCGUGGGAGUUGGUGUUGUUAACGGGAUCCUGUAUGCCGUCGGUGGUUACGACGGCGCCACCAGACAAUGUCUGAGCACUGUGGAAGCCUACAACCCUAAAAGCAACACGUGGAGUUACAUCGCUGAAAUGGGCACGCGACGCAGUGGCGCCGGCGUGGGCGUGCUGAAAGGUUUUCUGUACGCCGUGGGCGGUCAUGACGGCCCUUUGGUGAGGAAGAGCUGCGAAGUGUUCGACCCGGCCUCCAACACCUGGCGGCAGGUGGCCGAUAUGAACAUGUGUCGUCGUAACGCAGGUGUGUGUGCUGUCAACAACCUGCUGUAUGUGGUGGGCGGUGAUGAUGGCAGCUGCAAUUUGGCCUCGGUGGAAUUCUACAACCCCAACUCGGACAAAUGGACGCUGGUGCCCAGCUGCAUGAGCACUGGACGCAGUUAUGCAGGUGUGACGGUGAUCGACAAGCCCUUAUGACUGCUGGCACCGCCUGCCGCUGAUUAAAAGCAGAAGUUGCAUCCUACCGAAUUCUCACGUGGGGAUCUGUCGUCUCCCGCGACGUUUGCACGUUGGUCACUCGCGUCGACAAGUUGCGAGACGGAGGCCACGGCGACGAAGGUGAUGAUGUUGGCGACCGGAAAGAUUGUUUGUAUUUUUUUUGCACUUAACGUGAGUGCGGGGAGGGUUUGAGACUGUGUUUUAAUCCCGUCGAGGGCAAAUGGGCCCAGCCAGGCCACCGAAGGGGCUGCGGUGGCGGCGGGCUGGGCGGCCAGACACAGCCGCCAAAUGACUACUGACAUGAAGCUACUAAAAGUGCUAACCAUUUACUAGGAGGGGAGCUUGCUGCUCUAGAAGUGGGACUAUGAAAAUCUUCUCAUCGCUGGAGUGUUCUGUGCGUAUUUGUGCGCUUGCCCUCAAAGGUUCGCCAUUGCUCGUGACCCUGUUCGCGUGCAUCUAUGCUUUUGUUUGUGUACAUUUUAAGUCGACGGCUGCAUGAAUGCACUGUGCGUGGCCGCUUAUCUUUUUGGAGAGCGUUACAGCGCGCCUGAAUGUUAAAACGGUUGGCUGCUUCCUCCUUCCUUUUCGUGAUGCCUUUUGCGCUCUUUGUGGACAUAGUGGCGAAAUAGAGUAGUUUGUUGUUGUUUCUACAGAGGAACAUUUUUUGGUGCACCCGAUAGAAAAUCGGAGUUCCCCCCCCCCUGCCUCAAAACAGGAGUUUUUCUCAUAAAAUUGGUCUUUUUUUUUUUCCUCCAGAAGUCUUAAUUGAAAAAAAGCAGUUCUUAUUUAGGCUUCUUUUUAUUCUCAAAUAGACAACUUUUUCAGAAAUGACAUUUUUUUCCUCCUCAAAUUUUACUUCAGAAAAAGUUGGCUGCUGAAAAAUGGCAAAACAUUGCCGUUUUUCAGUGGAAAAUGACUGUCUCAAAGUUUGAUCCUAUUCUUGAAAAUUUGAGCUUUCGAGUAAAAUGUUUUUUUUUUCCUGGAAGAAAUAACUGCUCCAAUUUUUUGGGGUCAAGAUGAUUUUUUUUUUAUUAAAAUAUGGCAUUUUUUUUCCUUGAGUUUUUAUCAAUUACAAUAAAACCACCCCCCUCAAAACUAAAUGUUCCAUUG
Messenger RNA from Hippocampus comes (tiger tail seahorse), 3372 nucleotides. It is a transcript of the gene klhl2, whose product is annotated as kelch-like family member 2. Lineage: Eukaryota; Metazoa; Chordata; Actinopteri; Syngnathiformes; Syngnathidae. Gene Ontology annotation, molecular function: protein binding. Bases 424 to 2241 code for a protein of 605 amino acids. The transcript has 15 exons. The record is from RefSeq and is a predicted model, not a curated record.